This is a messenger RNA of Arvicanthis niloticus (Nile rat), 1256 nucleotides long. The record is from RefSeq and is a predicted model, not a curated record. NCBI's taxonomy places the organism in Eukaryota, Metazoa, Chordata, Mammalia, Rodentia, Muridae.
UGCGCAAACUUCUUUAUGUCUGAAAACCAGCUGGGCUCCCUGGGAGACGCAUCCGCCAUGGGAAACUGGCUGUGCUGUGGGGGAAGCUGGAGCUGCCCAUCGACUUUCCAGAAGAAAAACAAAACAGCGAGCCAAUCAAGACCCACACUGAACAUCCUGAAGCAGCAACAGCUAUGGCAGAAUGGCACAAAGGACUAUGAAACAACAGCACCAACGUACGAGCAAGUGUUACACUCGCCUGUAUCUCAAGAGAUAAGUCCAGACUUCGCAUUGGAGGAGAAUGACUUGCAUUAUGCGGACAUUCAUGUGCUCAGCCAAAUGCGACCAUGCUCUCUCAGGAAAGUGAAAUGCCUGCGUUCAGAAUCUGCUACAGAGUACGCUACCCUUCGCUUCCCACAGGUCGCACCUCAAUAUGACAGCAACAAUGGAACCCUGGUGUGAGCCCUUGGGAGGAAGUUCCAAUUUCUAUGAUUUUACCAUCCUGUGGGGAUAAUCUACUGUUCUCGAGAACAAGGACAUGUUUUAAUCUUAACACCAGAACAUCUGGAAUUAUGUGUCCCCCUACUCUCUCCACUAUGAAUCUUUUGGUUUGCCACUGUUGUGGUAAGGUUAACUAUGGCUGGGCUCAGUUCCAAAAAAUAUUUAUGUGCAAAAAGGUUGUCCUUUGAGCCCUAACGUUAUUUGGAUUCUCAAAUGCAACAAGAACUCUCUAUGCACUUUGGCUGGUUCUGAUAGGAGUAAUUUAAUGAUAUUUGGUUUUGUUUGGGCUUUUUGUUGUCGUUGUUUAUUUGGUUAUUGCUUGGUGGUUUUUUUUUUUUUUUUUUUUUUUUUAUAAACAAGAUCUCAUGUAGCCCAGGCUUGCCUGGAACUUGCUGCAUAGCUGAGGAUGGCCUUGAAAUCAUGGUCUAUCCCAGCCUCCUACUAUCGGUGCUGGGGUUAGAGAUGUGGCCACUCUGCUAGCUAAUUAUAUCCUGUUUAUAUACCAGUACCCCAAAGCGGAAGAGAAAUGCUCUGGGAAAAUUUUCCGAGCCCUUGCACACAGCCCCGGGACUACUGUAGGCAAUCAACCUAAUAGCUGGGUCAAGGGCUCCAGACCUCAUCACAGAGAUGGGACUCCAACCUUUGAGCUGCAAGGACUUCAAUUUGUCGACGCUAACAGCCUGGAGACGACAUCCUGAAGAAACUCUCCUCGCAGGACUGUUAGCUCUCUCUGAGGAACCUUUAGAAUCAAUCAAUAAAUGUUAUCUAGAACAGGC